Messenger RNA from Colletotrichum truncatum, 2829 nucleotides. NCBI's taxonomy places the organism in Eukaryota, Fungi, Ascomycota, Sordariomycetes, Glomerellales, Glomerellaceae. The record is from RefSeq and is a predicted model, not a curated record.
AUGUUGUCCAACCCGCUGCACCGCUUCUCUCCUUACCACGGCAUGCCGCCAAACACUCUCUUCUCCAGUACUCACGUCCCCAAUGGGCACCCUCACGCUGCCGGGCUUGACCCGCUUGCCCCAAGCUCGCAUUCGCAUUAUGCGCUUCAGCAACUACAACAUGUCGGAGUGCACAACCAGCAUCUUGCUCGCGCAGGGCCGCAGCACAAACAUCGACAACAUCCAUAUGGACCUGCAGCUAGAACAUCUAGCGCUUCUGGCCCCAUCCGCAGGAGGAUCAGUCGAGCAUGCGACCAGUGCAACCAGCUCCGCACCAAAUGUGAUGGGCAACAUCCUUGUGCCCAUUGCAUCGAGUUCGGGCUGGGUUGUGAAUACAUCCGGGAAAGGAAAAAAAGAGGCAAGGCAUCUCGAAAGGAUCUUGCCGCACAGGCGGCUGCACAGGCAGCAGCGUCAGGCCAAGGACCGAAGUCGCCCUCUGACGAGAAUGGGCAGUCCUCAGAGCAAUCUGAGUCAAUGAGCGCCAAGUCUGGGCAACCUCUUGCAAACGACACGCAACAGAGCAAUAGCGGAAAGAUCAUGGAUGACCUUGGCGAAGAUGCUAUGCGGCGAAGCCAACGAACGAGCUCACUAGAUAGUCUCGGAGACAUUGCCGGUCAUCAGCCGCAUCUGGCGGCUCAUCACGGUAUGGAGAGGGACCAUCUAGAAAGCUCAACUACGCUAGAUCUCAAUGGCUAUGGAAGUGUCCAUGGCGGAUACGACAGACAAGGCCUAGGGUCACACAUAAUGGCAGGCCCCGCUCAUCCCAGUUACGGCUCAAGCCAGGGAAACAUUCCGGCAUACCCUGAUAUACCAUACGCGAUCCAGACGCAAAGCCCGACAGCAUAUGCCAACGGAGCACCUUUCCGCAUCGCAGCGAGUCCUAUUAGUGCGUAUCCUCUAACAGGCGAGCCGACUUCCCCGGAGUGGAUAUCAAUGUCAUCUCCGCCGACGCAGUAUCCAACUCAUCUACCCUCCAGCGGUUACCUCCAACCAACCCAGCAGCUGCGGUACCCAGUCCUACAGCCUCUACUCCCGCAUCUCGGAAACCUCAUCCCUAUUUCACUAGCAUGCGAUCUGAUUGAUCUUUACUUUGCGUCAUCGUCUUCGGCAGUGAUGCAUCCAAUGUCGCCGUACGUUUUGGGCUUCGUAUUCCGGAAGAGAUCCUUCCUCCAUCCUACCAAGCCGAGGUUUUGCCAACCGGCUCUCUUGGCGAGUAUUUUAUGGGUUGCAGCUCAAACUAGCGAUGCGCCUUUCUUGACCAGUGUUCCUUCGGCACGCGGGAAGAUUUGCCAAAAAUUGCUGGAGUUAGCAGUGAGCUUGCUCAAGCCAUUGAUCCAUACGCCGUCCGGUGACACAUCCCCCGUUACAAGCCCCGUCAUUGAUGGCGUCGCUCUUGGUGGGCUUGGGGUUGCACUUCCUGGGUCUAUCAGCAUGGAUGCUCUUACUGGAGAAUCUGGGCCAUUUGGCGCCGCCGGUACAUUGGACGAUGUUAUUACUUAUAUUCAUCUUGCUACAGUGGUCUCUGCGAGCGAAUACAAAGGCGCAAGCCUCCGAUGGUGGAAUGCGGCCUGGUCUUUGGCUCGCGAGUUGAAGCUUGGGCGCGAACUGCCUCCAACCCCGCUAUCUCUCAGUCAAAAUCACGAGACGGAUGCUGAUGGCGAGGAUGAGGAUGGAAUGAACGGCAAUGGACACCCUGGCGUCAUAACAGAAGAAGAACGCGAGGAGCGUCGCCGCAUAUGGUGGUUGACAUACAUCGUCGACCGUCAUUUGGCUCUCUGCUACAACCGACCCCUCUUUCUACUUGACCUCGAAUGCGCUGGCCUGCUGCAACCCAUGGACGAUACCGCGUGGCAGAAUGGCGACUUCCGGCAAACUGACAACACUACGGACCCAAGUCUUGGAGACGGUCGUGUCCGCGGUCCCCAUUUUGAGUGUACGGGACACAGCAUUUUUGGCUACUUUCUACCGCUCAUGACUAUACUGGGCGAGAUCGUCGACCUACACCAUGCUCGAAACCACCCGCGAUUCGGCGUGGGAUUCCGCUCGGCUCGCGAGUGGGACGACCAAGCGAGCGAAAUCACUCGUCAUCUCGAAGCGUACGAGCAGAGCUUGAGAAGGUUCGAAAAACAACAUCUCACCCGGCAUAACGUCAACUUGGAUGACAAGGGUGAAGUCGUUAACCCGGAGAAUGUGGAACACGGUCCCAUCUCCGACAUCGGGACGCCGUCCGUACAUUCUGUGCACACCAACGCGUCGAACCGCAUGACGGAAAGCGACAUCCAGACGAAGAUCGUCAUGGCCUACGGAACGCAUGUUAUGCACGUCUUGCAUAUACUUCUCGCCGGAAAAUGGGAUCCCAUCAACCUCAUUGACGACAACGACCUGUGGAUCUCCUCUCAGGGGUUCAUCACCGCCACGGGGCAUGCCGUCUCGGCCGCCGAGGCUAUCAGCAACAUCCUUGAGUUCGACCCAGGUUUGGAGUUUAUGCCUUUCUUCUUCGGCAUUUACUUGCUGCAGGGAUCUUUCCUCUUGCUUCUCAUUGCCGAUAAGCUUCAGCUCGAGGCAUCACCAAGUGUCGUUAAGGCUUGCGAGACAAUUGUCCGCGCUCAUGAGGCCUGCGUUGUGACGCUCAACACAGAGUAUCAGCGCAACUUCAGCAAGGUUAUGCGCAGUGCUCUGGCGCAGGUUCGCGGCCGCGUGCCCGAAGAUCUCCACGAGCAACACCAGCGCCGGCGAGAGCUCCUUGCGUUGUACCGCUGGACUGGCGACGGCACUGGGCUAGCACUCUGA